AUGCCUAAUAUGACUACAGCAGGAAACACGAUAGCCAGCACAACAACAACAGGAUUGAUAGCACCAAAUAUAACUACAUCAUCAAUGAUAACAACAUCAACGAUAACAACUACAGGAUUAACAGUACAAAACAUGACUACAACAUCAACAACAACAGAGCUAACAGUACCAAACAUCACUACAACAUCAACAGCGUCACCAAACAUCACUGCAACAUCAACGGCGUCACCAAACAUGACUACAACAUCAACAACAACUACAGAAGUGACAACACCAAACUUGACUACAACAUCAGCGGCAACAAUAACAGGGAUAACAGGACCAAACAUGACUACAACUGUAUCAACAACAGAUUCAACAGUACCAAAUAUGACUACAACGGUGUCAAUAACAACAGAAAUAACAACACAAAACAUGACUACGACAUCAAUGACGACAAGCGUCACAAUAUCUAAUACGACCACUGACUCCUUGAUGCCAGUCUCGGCUACCAUGCUACCAGUUUCGGAUGUAUCAUUCUUGACAGUGGGCACCCAGGUUCCUAAUACAAAUGAAACAUCAUCGACAAUAACAACCGCAAGCGUGCUGCAAAACAUCAGUAGCUCAUCGCUGGCAGUAGAAUCAGCAGCCAUGCUGUCUGAUACAACUGGAUCAUCGUUAGUACCUACAACAGAAACGAUUCUACUUGAUGCAUCCCCUACAUCAGUGACAGCAGCAGUACGAACCGGGCUGUCGGCUACUGCUUCACCGUCAUGGAUAACAGGAACUGUGUUGUUUGAUGCAACAACACCAUCAUCCACAGUCAUAACCGAAAGCAGGCUAUCUAGUAUAGCUACACUGUCACCUACACCAACGACGGGCACGAUACUGCAAUUUAUGAAUUCAUCAUCGUUAGGAACCGAAACGAUAGUGUCUAAUGCAAAUGCAAUAGCAUCGGUCACAGAGACUUUGAUGCCGGAAAUAAGUACACAACGGUCCAUAGCAACUCAACAAACCAUUGUUUCUACUAUGAGUACAUCGUCAAUGACAGCAACUGCAGGCACAAUACAGUCGUUUACGGGUGCAUCAUCAUCAGGAACGGGAACUACAGUGCUUCCUACAACUGCGCCAUCAUCAGUGCAUGUAACAGAAACAAUGUUGUCUAAUGCUCCUUUAGUGUUCCCGACAGUCGCAAAAGAAACAACUGUGUCUGAUACUACUUCAGCAUCUACAAGAACAGGAACGGCACCAACGGUGGAAGCUAUGCUUUCGUUUACCACUGCUCCAUCAUCACAAACAUCACCUAUGUUGUAUAAUGCUACUGAACAAGCGUCGGGAACAGGAAAUACAAUGCUGUACACAAGUACACCGUCCCAGGUACUUGGAACAGAAACUUUGUUGUCGAAUAUAACCAUACCGUUGCAGACAGUAGGAGCAGUAACUCUCCCAUUGUUCACGACUGCACCAUCAUCAAUGUCACCAACUAGGACGUCUAAUACAACUGCAGAAUCAUUAGGAACAGAAACAUUUAUGCCUGAUGCAAACACAUCAUUAUUCGCAGCUACAGCACAAAACACACUGUCUAAUAUGACGUUGAUGUCAUCGGCAGGAACAGCUGAAAGCAUGCCGCCGUUUACAACUGUGCCGGGAUUGGUAUCGAAAACAAUGGUGUCUGAUGCAACUGCACGUUCGGUGGAAACAUCAGUCAUGAUGUCUCAUACAACAACAUCAUUGUCAUCGACUAUACCACAAACCAUUCCAUCUAAUUCUGCUCCCGCAUCGUUAGCACCAGAAAGUCCAUUACCUAAUAUCACUAUACCACCGGCAGCAGCAACCACUGGAUUUAUGUCGCCAUUCACGACUGUGCGGUCGUCGGGAACAGAAACGGUGCUGUCCGUUGCAACUGAAUCCUCAUCGACAGUCACAACCGAAACUAUGAUGCCCAAAAUGUCCACAUCGUCACUGGCACAAACUACUAGAAGCAUGUUGCCGUUUACAACUAGAUCAUCAUCAUGGGCGAGCACAAUCCUGCCUGAUACAACCGCACCAUUACUAGCUACAACAGGUAGGAUGCUCGUGAAUACUACUGCAUCAUCAGUUGCAACGACAGUAUCGGUCACGUCUAUAAAUGCAUCUCCGAUCACGUCCAUAAUGCCAAUCAAUUGGAAUUAUGACUAUUACUGUCGAAUGUAUGGUGUUUACAAUUUUCCAAGCAUCAAUGGAUCAAUGUUGACAAUAGAUGAUUCAAGAAUUGAUCCAAUCAAUCCAUCAUGUUUUGGAAAUCAGUCAAACAGUAGAGUAUUAUGGCAAUAUCUUGGAUCUAACGUCUCACGUAAAUCUUCAUUGAUAAUUCUUUCUGGUUCAUUGGCUUCGAAUCAGAUAUAUCAAUUCAUGGUCAUUAUGACAUAUCGUCAAAAUUCUUCUUUACAAGCUACUGGUUCUGUUCUAGUGCAUAUUCAAGAUUCUAAUCCUCAUAUGAUUGCUAUUGUUUGUGCUAUAUCUACUAUGUGUAUUCCAAAUGUUGAAUAUCAGUAUUUUAAUCCGACAACUCAAGUAGCACUUUUUUCUAUGUGUAUGGAUGAUUGUAAAACAGUUCAAAAUAUAACAUGGAAUAUUUAUCAAGGUUCAAUGAAUUCAUCAUCAAAUACUACACAAUGGAUUUUAUUCAAUCAAAUGAAUGCCUAUCAAGAUAUUUGGUUUUUUGGUAUGAAUACGAGCAAUUUUACGGCUAUAAAUAAGUUAUUUAUUGACAAUCCUUAUAUUAUCUAUUGGCGUUUUGAAGUUGUUUAUUCUUUUUCAUCAGAAUCAAGUUCAAGUUCUUUAAAUUUUAUUAUUAAUCGAUCACCUCAAAAUGGUUUUUGUUCAAUUAGUCCUACCAAUGGUACAACCAGUACAUUAUUUACUAUAUCUUGUUUCAAUUGGACUGAUGAUGAUGGUAUCAAAGAUUAUUCAAUCUAUGGAUGGACAACAAAUCCGACAGAUCGAGUAAUGUUUGCUCAUUCAUAUACAUCCACUACUCAACUUUUAUUAUCUGCUACAAAUGAUAAUACAUCAGUACUCAAUAUCAUUGUUUAUAUUCGUGACACAUAUGAUUGUGUUGCAGAAUUUAAUAUGUCAUCUAUUAUAGUUACACCAGAUUGGAAAAAAAUGGAAAGUCUAUUAGGUAAUUUACAAAACUCAACUAACGAUGCAUUUAUUCAAAUGCUUGCAAGUGGUAAUCAAAAUAUGGUUAGUCAAAUAGUUACAUCACUUUCACAACAAUUCAAUACAAUGAAUAAUCAAGCUAUAGAAACAGCUAUAUCAAAUGGUAUUUCAUCUACAACUAUUGCUAUAACACCAUUGGGUAGCAAAACUCAACAAUCAUCUUCUGUAUCACUAAACGCUUCUGCUCUUGCUGAGUACAAUAAACAAUUAAAUACUUAUGCAAAUGUUCGAGAUUCUCUUGUUACAUACAUAACUAAUCUUACAAUUACAACUGCUGACAGUAUUAAAUUACAAGCAUCUUCAUUAGCUCAAUUCACUCAAGCUACCAAUCAAUUAACACGUACAACUAUAAUGCUUGCAUCAGAUAAAUGUUAUCAAUUGGCAUGGGCUUUACAUUCAAUGGCAACAAUAAUUGCUAGUGAAGAUGUUCAAAUAGCAGCGAAUUAUAUAAGUCAAUGUGCAAAUAAUGUUUUAAGUAGUGUUAAUGGACCAUUACAACAACGAGCAACUAUACUUGAUUUGGAUUGGUCUCGUGCUAAUAAUUUUCCUAUUGAUUAUGAUACUGAUAUGGAAUCUGAAUGGUCUAAUCCAAAUUUAUUUGCUGAUAAUAAUGAUUUUUCAUGGGAAACAAUUCAAAAAGGUCGAAAUAGUUAUUAUCAAAAACAAAUAGCAGAUCAAAUCAAUAUUCAAGUAACAGAAACAAUAUCAUUGAUUACUAAAUCACUCAAUAUUCAUUUAAAUAUUGGUCAAAAUUCGAUAAUAAAUACAUCAUCCAUAUUGUAUUUUACAGAAACAAUAACAAUAGAAGCUUUAUCAAAUAAACUAAUUCAACAAGUUGGAAAUGCUCAAAUUCGUAUACCAUCAAAUUUUACUUUAACUACAAAUAAUAAUACAUCAAUUUCACUUCAAUCAAUAAUGCAACCACUUGCAUUAGCUGAUCAUACUAAAUUACAAUCAAAUACAAAUCUCUCAACAUCUCUUUCACUUACUAUAUUUGAUCGUAAUGGAAAUGAAAUAUCUUUUCAAACAGAUAUAGAUCAUCCAAUUGAAUUUAUUAUACUUCGUGAUUCAAAUAUAAUUAUUCCAUUGAUGAAUUUACAAAAUGUUACUUCAAUGAAUAUAACUCCUCAUUAUCAAUUAUUUAAUCUUCAUUAUAUUAAUAUUCAACAAUCACAAUGGAAUAAUAAUCGAACUGUUGCACUUAUUUUUGAAAUGCAUCCAUUGAAUAUUAGUCUUGCUUAUUUAUUAAUUUAUAGAUUUGAUGAUUCUCCACAAUUAAAUAGUUCAAUCAAUCAGACUGAUGGAUGGACUAUUUUUUGUCCUUUAAAUUUAACAAAUGAUACUCUUUAUACAUAUUUUCUUAAUAAUCAACAAACAUCUGGUCAUCAAUCAGUAAUAUUUGGUUUACGAGAAUUAAAUUCAACAGAAUUUUAUAAUUAUUGUAUAAAUCAAUCCAUUAAUAGUCCACCAAUAACAAAUCAACCAUUUAAUUUCACUUCAAAUUAUGAAUUAAGAACUUAUACGACAUGUUGUUAUUAUUUAGAUACAAAUAAUAUUUGGCAAACAGAUGGAUUAUUAGUCGGAUCUCAAACAAAUCACUAUCAAACUCAAUGUUUUUCAACUCAUUUGACAACAUUUGCUAGUGGAUUUCUUGUUUUACCAGCACCUAUCAAUUGGAAUUAUGUUUUUACUAAUGCUGAUUUUAUGAAAAAUAAAACUGUUUAUUUGACUAUUAUUUGUAUUUAUAUUCUUUAUUUUCUAUUAGUUAUUUAUGCACGUUAUAAAGAUAAAAAAGAUAUUGAAAAAUUGGGAGUUACACCAUUAUCAAAUAAUGAUUCUAAUGAUCAAUAUUUCUAUCAAAUUCUUGUUUUUACUGGUAAUAGAAAAAAUGCUGGAACAAAAUCAAAAGUUCAAUUUAUUCUUGUUGGUGAUAAUGAUGAAACAUCUGUUCGUACUUUUGUAGAUCCUCAUCGAAAGAUUUUACAACGUGGUGGAAUUGAUGCUUUUAUUAUGGCUGUUCCAAAAUCAUUAGGCUCAUUAAAUUAUAUUCGUAUUUGGCAUGAUAAUACAGGUCAUGGUGUAUCAGCAUCAUGGUUUCUUAAGUAUAUUAUUGUUCGUGAUUUACAAACAAUGGAAAAAUUUUAUUUUAUUUGUCAACAAUGGUUUGCAGUAGAAAAAGAAGAUGGACGUAUUGAACGUAUUUUACCUAUUGCUGGUGAAUUACAAAAACAAGAAUUUUCAUAUGUACUAUCGAAACAAGUUUAUUAUAGUGUAUCAGAAGGUCAUCUUUGGUUUUCAAUAUUUUCUCGACCACCAUCAAAUAGAUUUACACGUGUUCAACGAUGUACUUGUUGUUUUGUAUUACUUUUUACUGCCAUGCUUCUUAAUAUUCUGUAUUAUGAUCAAGCAAAUGAAGCAAAAACAACUAAGACUAGUGGAAGUCUAUCAUUAGGUCCACUUUAUAUAACUCCUCAACAGAUUAGUAUUGGUAUUAUUGUUGAAUUACUUUCACUUGUACCAACUUUGUUACUUAUUCAAUUAUUUCGACGAACAUCAUCUCGACGAUCUUUCCAACAAGCUUCACCAUUACGUGAAGCAUUGUACAAAUUAAAACAACAACCAAUGCCUGUUGAGUCAAAUAAGAAGAAACAAUCGAUAUGUAUGUUUCCUUGGUGGUUUUUAUUUAUUAUUUAUGGUUUAUCAUUUGUUUUGGCUAUAAGUUCAACAUUUUUUAUUAUUGCUCGUGGUAUUGAAUUUGGUGAUUUAAAAACGCAAAAAUGGUUAACAUCACUUAUUAGUGGUUUCUUUUCAUCAAUUCUUUUGAUUCAACCAUUAAAAAUUAUUAGUUUGGCAAUUUUUUUUGCUUUUUUUAUUCGAAACAUAAAUAAUGAUAAACAAGCGGCUGAAUUUUUAGAUAAUGAUGAUUUUGAAUUAACCCAAAAUGAAGAAUAUCUUCAUUCAUUUGAGGCAAAAUCACAAAAAGUAAAAACUCUUCAUUUAAAAUAG
Molecule: messenger RNA, 6189 nt
Organism: Rotaria sp. Silwood1
Lineage: Eukaryota; Metazoa; Rotifera; Eurotatoria; Philodinida; Philodinidae
Source: the annotation of a GenBank genome assembly